This is a messenger RNA of Penicillium malachiteum, 957 nucleotides long. Its product is annotated as glycoside hydrolase family 16 protein. Gene Ontology annotation, biological process: glucan catabolic process. The record is from RefSeq and is a predicted model, not a curated record. Gene Ontology annotation, molecular function: hydrolase activity, hydrolyzing O-glycosyl compounds. NCBI's taxonomy places the organism in Eukaryota, Fungi, Ascomycota, Eurotiomycetes, Eurotiales, Aspergillaceae. The transcript has 4 exons. The coding region runs from base 1 to 957 and encodes 318 amino acids.
AUGAAACUCCAUCACGUCCUUCUCUUGGGUCUUGCAACAUUUGUGAAACUGAUUACUGCUGAAUAUCGACUGCAAGAUGACUAUGGCAACGAUGACUCAUUCUUCGACAAGUUUGACUUCUUCACGGAACCCGAUCCAACCAGGGGCUUUGUGCAAUACGUGAACAAGUGGGACGCAAGAAAUACCGGUCUUAUCAGCGCGUCCGGUGGCUCGAUUUACCUGAGUGUCGACAGCCGAAAUGUCGCAGAUAAUGCUGGUCGUCACAGUGUGCGGCUGACGAGCUACAAAGAAUAUAACCAUGCACUGGUUAUUCUCGACUUGGCUCAUAUGCCGGGUAGUAUUUGCGGUACCUGGCCUGCUUUUUGGAUGGUUGGUACCGUGCCACCAACUGCCGGCGAAAUUGAUAUCAUCGAGGGCGUGAACGAAGGCCCGAACAACGAAAUAACUUUACACACAGACCAUGAUGGCUGUUCGGUAGAUGAAGGGGGCUUCAGUGGAAAUAUCGACAGAAGGAAUUGCUAUAUCUAUUCCACCGGGCCGGGCGGCAGUGGUGGAUGCGGUAUUGUUGACCCCGACGCUGCGUCUUAUGGCGAUGCGUUCAACGGCCGUGGCGGUGGUGUAUUUGCUACUGAGUGGACUGGAAACGCUAUCAAAGUCUGGAGAUUUUCAAACUCCAGUGUUCCUUGGGAUAUUGUCACUGGAAACCCCAAUCCCGCAGGAUGGGGAACCCCUGUCGCGAGUUUCUCCGGACCCUGCAACAUUGAUUCGCAAUUUCAGAAUCUUCAUAUCGUUUUUGAUGUCACUUUCUGUGGUAGCUGGGCAGGAUCAUCCUGGUCUAGUAGCAGAGUGUGUGCUCCUAAGGCGGCAACAUGCGUGGAAUAUGUUCAGAAUAACCCAGGGGCAUUUGCGGAAUCAUACUGGAGAGUGCGAUCACUGAAGGUAUAUCAAAAUAUCUGA